GGCGGUGGGGGCGGACACUGACACGGCAGGACUCUCCUCUGCUGUCCUGCGGUAACAUUGUUGUGGAACGACGUCACACCUCGAAAAUGAAGGCACGGAGGCAGCCAUUACUGGAGCUUCUCUAAUUAUUCUAUUCCAAAUAAAUACUCACGGAAAACUCACAUGGCAAGAGCUACAAGUCAGAUGUAUGAUGUUGUGCCCAUUCAGCCCAACGUUGCCAUCUGUUCCUGCUCACAUCCAUCAAUGGCCAGAAACCACCCUGACUCCUGUUCGCCACUCACCAUCCCGAGCACAGGCAGCAGUCACUGCCCCAACAUGGAGGGGUCAUCCCCGCAGCCCUGCGCUUUAGGAGCGCCCGGCGCCUCCCAGACCGUCGACGGCCGCCCGCAGCCAGCCGCCCAGAUGCCUCAGCCGCGCAAAAAGAAGCCCGAGGACUUCAAGUUUGGCAAGAUUCUGGGAGAGGGCUCCUUCUCAACGGUUGUUCUUGCAAGAGAGUUGGCCACAGGGAAAGAAUAUGCAAUUAAGAUUUUAGAGAAGCGCCACAUUAUGAAGGAGAAUAAAGUCCAGUACGUGAAAAGAGAACGAGAUUUGAUGUCAAAUCUUGAUCACCCAUUCUUUGUAAAGCUCUACUUCACAUUUCAAGACGAUGAGAAGUUGUAUUUUGGUCUUAGCUAUGCCAAGAACGGGGAACUGCUAAAAUACAUUCGCAAAAUUGGUUCGUUUGAUGAGACCUGUACACGGUUCUACUCGGCCGAAAUAGUUUGUGCUCUAGAAUAUUUACACAAAAAGGGGAUAAUUCACAGAGAUUUGAAACCAGAAAAUAUUCUUUUGAACGAGGAGAUGCACAUCCAGAUAACAGAUUUUGGAACAGCGAAACAGUUAUCGUCUGACAGUAAACAAGCAAGAGCAAACUCCUUUGUCGGGACAGCGCAGUACGUGUCUCCAGAGCUGCUAACAGAAAAAUCAGCCUGCAAGAGCUCUGAUCUGUGGGCUUUGGGGUGUAUUAUCUAUCAGCUGGUGGCUGGUUUACCACCAUUCAGAGCUGGAAACGAGUACCUAAUAUUCCAGAAAAUAAUAAAGCUGGAGUACGAGUUCCCAGAAAAAUUCUUCCCCAAAGCCAAGGAUCUAGUUGAGCAACUUCUGUCACUGGACCCAUCCAAGCGGCUCGGUUGUGAAGAGAUGGGAGGGUACGACCCGCUGAGGCAGCAUCCCUUCUUCGACACCAUUUCCUGGAGCGACUUGCACCUGCAGACGCCCCCAAAGCUCACACCCUACCUGCCUGCGAUGUCUGAAGACGAUGAGGACUGCUACGGGAAUUACGACGACCUCCUGAGCCAGUUCAGCAACAUGCAGGUGGCGCCGUCGAGCUCGUCGCACUCCCUGUCGCCGCACGACUCGGCGCCGCCGCAGCGGUCCAGCAGCAACAUCGAGCAGUACAUCCACGAUCUGGACAACAACUCGUUUGAGCUGGAGUUGCUGUUCACCGAGGAAGAAAAGAAAUUAUUGCUGGACAAACAGACCAAUGGGAACCCUUGGCAUCAGUUUGUGGAGAAUAAUCUGAUCCUGAAGAUGGGACCAGUGGAUAAACGCAAGGGCCUGUUCGCCCGCCGGAGGCAGCUGCUGCUGACCGAAGGGCCUCACCUGUACUACGUGGAUCCCGUCAACCGGGUCCUGAAGGGGGAGAUCCCCUGGUCCUCCGAGCUGCGCCCCGAGGCCAAAAACUUCAAAACCUUCUUCGUUCACACGCCGAACCGGACGUACUACCUGAUGGACCCCAGUGGGAACGCCGACCGGUGGUGCAAGAAGAUCCAGGAAGUGUGGAGAAAGAUCUACCAGAGGCACCAAAACCCGGGCCUAUAGGAGCACAAUCUGAGGCCAAUCACUGAGCAGAAUAACGCCCUCUUUAGUGCCCUUCAUCACCGCAACGUAAACAAACUUAGAGACGCUGGCAUCUAGACCUCGUUUGUUUUCCUGAGUAGAUCCAUGGGGGAAAAUACAACUUUGGAUUCAGGGUUGCUUUGCUUGUUCUUUGUGCUCUCUGUGAGGCUUCUGUUGCAUUUUUUCCAUGUAUGGAUGAUGAGACUUCCACCAUUUUGUACAGUCUGCUUCAGGUGGGGGUGAAUUUGGGUUUGGGGGGAUGGAGCGAGUUUGGGUACUGCUAGGACUAUCCUGAACGCACGGACUGGUUUCCUGCUUCAACGAUAACACAGAAUCUAGCUUUUAUGAACCAGAGCCUGACAAGAUAUCUUUAAUUAAAACCAUAUCCUAAUCAUACGUUAUAUGUGCGAGUUGUCGUAAAAGCCCGACUUUUAGUGCAUUUACUCUAGCUGUGACGGAUACUGUAAACUGAUUCAGUCUCACUUAAUCCCAGAUGUCCUCUAUAUCUUUUAUUUCCUCCGUUUAUUCCCCUGGUGUUGGAGUUGUUUUUCAGUCUCUUGGUACUUGCAGUCCAAUUAAAGCGGAGAGUGCUGGUCUGCAGUGAGACGUGGGUCUGAGUGAGCCUUCAUAGCUGUUACUAAGGUUGUUUUUGUUUUUUCUAUCGGGGCGGGUAAACAUGCCACUAGCUUCUACUUCUUCAUCACUUGCUUCUCUUUUCUGCAUGGCCAGUUUUGUUCCUAUGGCUUCUCUCUUUUGGGCACUGGAGAUGUAAUUUAAGUUUUAAAAGGGUAUUUUUGACAGCAUUGGCAACCUAUAAUUUGUUUUUGUACCAUUUUUAGUGGUUUUCAUGGCAUGAAUUCCACUAAAUUCCCACUGUUUUUUUUUUUUUUUUAAUCGAAAUCGAUCGGCUCAUCUGUGUUCUACACUAAAAUCAGAAGUUCUGAACACAGCUAUUCAGUGUAUAAACUGGGUUUUUUUUUUUCCCCAGUUGGGUGAAAAAUAUAUUUUUUUACAGCAUUGGUAACCUAUAUAGUUUUUGUACCAUUUCGCUGGUUUUCAUGGCAUGAAUUCAAGUAAAUUCCUGUUUUUUUUUUUUAAGUUUUUUUUUUUUUUUUUACUGCUUUGGCAACCCUUACACAAAUGGAUGUUUUGAAUUAGUUUUUGUACUAUUUUACUUGCUUUCGUGCUGUUAAUUCCCCCAAGUUCCCGUGUUUUUUUGUUUUUUUGAUGGAGUAGAACGGCUCCUCUUGGUUUUGUCACACUGAAAAUAAAAUCCUGUUUGCUGAACACGUAGAUAUUAAAUGCAUGGACAGGUUUUUCACCACAGUUUGCGCACUGGAGAUUUAGCUUAAGUUAAAAUUUUAUUGGCACCCCUUACAAAAAUGAGAUGGUUUAGAUUAGUUUUUGUUUAACUUUCACUCGAGGUGUGAAUUCCCCUAAAUUCCUUUUUCUUGUUUUUGAUUGAAAAUUUUCCAUCUUCACUGAAAAUAAGUUAUGUGCUGGUCUCAUACAUAGUUAAUGCAUAACCAGCUUUUUCCUACAGUUUGGGCACCAGAAAUGUAGAUUAGAUUUAUAUAUUUUUGGCAACAUUGGCAACCUUUACAAUAAUUGGAUGUUUUGAAUUUUGUUGGAUUUUGUUGAGUUGGUUCCUCCAAAUUUCCCGGGUUUUUUUCUGAUGAAAUAGAACGGCUUGUCUUUGAACAUAACAUUUGAUAUGCACAUUUUUGACAGCAUUGGCAACCCCUAAAAAAAUUGGCUCUUUUUAAACUUGAACUUUUUGUAGCAUUUUACUGGUGUUCGUGGCAUAAAUUCCCGUUUUUAAUUAGAAUUUUGUUGGAAUAGAACGGCUCAUCUUCACUGGAAAUAAAAUCUCGUGCUGACCUCCCCAUGCUGAACAGACACAUUCACCUACUAUCACUCUCAGAAGCAAUCAGAAAAAGCUGUCAACAGACAAGAUGGCUGCCUCAACGGGCCCUCUGCCCUUCUUUGUUUUAUCUUUGAUUAUUUUUAUUAUUUUUAUUUCACUCUUGUUUUUGGCCCAAUAGAAAUUAAAGUGAAUGAUUUAAUUUGUGCUCGCAGUAUGUUAUAAGGCUUUUAUUUUUGACCUUGAGGUCGUUUGCGGAGGCCGCUCUUCCUAUAGCUGUGUGUGCAGUGAGAGUGGUUGGAUGUCAGUUUAAGGAAAUCCAUCUGAUCCAAAUAAACCGAUAAAAUUGCUGUAUCUGUCUGUAAAGUCGAGGGAACGCCAGAAGAGUGUUUUUGUUUUUUUGCUUGAUCUAAAAAACCCGAAUCUAUUCUGAAUCAAGUCGAUGGCGGUCGGUUACAUCGUGUAUGAAACGCUCUACCUGGCUUGUAAACUGACGAACUGUGAUGUACAGAUGAUGUAUUAUUAAAUCUGAAGCGAGUAAUGCAAUGAUAUUAGGAUACAGUUUUUGUAUUUUUAUUCUUGUAUAAGGUUAUUGAUGGCUAUUGUUUUAGCCUAUAGUUCAUUCUGUGUUAUUUAAAUUCUAAUAUAUGAAUCAUAUUUGGAUUGAAGUCAUGUUCAGGGGCCAUGUUGUGUAUGUAUUGAGAUGUAAAGCCUUUGAAUGUGAAUAAUUAUUGUAAACUAUAAUAUUUUACAGCUUUUUUCUUACUAUAUCAUACAUUUUCUAUUUGCUCAGUGACUUAAUCAUAUUCUGAUAAUUUAAUGAUUCUGUUCAUUCUCUCUCUGAUUAUUUGUGCGCUAGGUCAGUAGAUGUUGAAUGAUGAAUUUUCCACUUAAUGCUUGGUAGUCCAGUGAUUAAAGCAUGUAGGGAUUUAGGCAUUCAAAUGAAAGCCAUGUGUCUUGUCUUCUGUUUAACAACCUUCGCCACGACGCUGAACUGCGUCUGGCGGAGACGACAUCUCAUGUUUCUGCAGCAUGUAAAUAAAGUACCGACCCAUUA
Poeciliopsis prolifica (blackstripe livebearer) is the source of this 4799-nucleotide messenger RNA. RefSeq names its product 3-phosphoinositide dependent protein kinase 1b (gene pdpk1b). The record is from RefSeq and is a predicted model, not a curated record. Gene Ontology annotation, molecular function: protein serine/threonine kinase activity; ATP binding. The transcript has 14 exons. NCBI's taxonomy places the organism in Eukaryota, Metazoa, Chordata, Actinopteri, Cyprinodontiformes, Poeciliidae. Gene Ontology annotation, biological process: intracellular signal transduction; peptidyl-serine phosphorylation. The coding region runs from base 163 to 1860 and encodes 565 amino acids.